AUGGAGGAGUCUGACCUGCUGAAAAACAGGCUGCAGGCCAUCACUGAGAAACAUCGCAUCCAGGAAGACAUUAGACAGAGGAAACUGGACCUGGACCGAGAGAAACUCAAACUUCAGCAUCUAAAGAAAAAAGCCCUGAGAGAGCAGUGGCUGCUACAGGACUCAGCUUCCUACAAUGCAACAGACUCCUCACUGCAAAAGAGCCUUCUGUCUGACCAGCGGCAGACCAGAGCACUGCAGCUCAACAUCCACAGGAUAGAAAUGGAGGUGGAGUCUUUGGAGAGAGCGGAGUCUAUGAUUUCUACCAACGCGGCUUUUAUCCUCAACAGACUGAAAGCUGUGGAGAAAAGUCCAAGGGACAUUAUCAAGGAGGCCCAGGACAGCUUUGUUCCUGAGCCGUUACUGGUCACCACAGGGAUCCCUGAUGUCCCAGAAUCCCUCUCUCCACCAGCCAAUAAACACUCUGAAGCAAACGCAUCGAGAAAGAAUCUGUUUGCCAUGGAGAUCAAUGUGACUGAAAAGCUGUUGACUGGGCAGAGCACACGACUUUCUACUGCAUCCCUUCCUCCUGAUGAGUUGAACCAACACGCCAGCCUCAAGGUUUACGACGACGGCAGGAAGUGGGUUUAUGCCUUGAAUUCACAAGAGGGGUCACAUGAUCAGAGCUGUGUGUCUGAGCUCUCAGCCAACAAGGUUGAACAGUUGCUGAGAAGCGCCACAGUGCAUCGCAAACUAAACCACCAAAACCACCACCUUAAUCACAGCAGAAGGGAAGAACAUUGUCUUUACAACCACUGCGAUGAGAGAGAUGGAGUGAAGGGGUUUGACCUUAGAAACCAGCGAGGAUAUUAUGGUAACCAUCUCCUCAGAAACACCAUACCGGAGAAAGACUUUAACUGGAGGGAAAACUGGCAGAGAAAACCAGGGGUAGAGUAUGGCUAUGGUCACCAGGAAAGUAUUUACAGACAGCAGGAAGAGAGAAAUAACCAAAGCAACCUGAGGGAAGGUCAUCGCCUCGGAAACCACAAUAGACUGAGACAUCCCUUUGGUAACCAGAAAGAUCGUCACAGUUCGUACCAGGUGAGAAACUGUCACGGACUUCAGGAGGAUCGGCCUGAUUACCACCACGCCAGCAGCAUCAUCCGAAGCAAUAGUGUGGUAAAUGUGGGCAGAACCAAUGAUUGCACUCCUCCCAAAUCACAUGACCAGGAAACCGAGUCUGUCUACCCUGCGCAGCUCUGCUACACUCCUGCCAAUUAUAUUCCUCUGAGUGAUUACAUCAGCGUGAACGAAGAAGAACUUUAUUGCUACAGCCCACCAUCUUAUCCCAGACACAAUGGCAGACCACCCACUGCCAUGUACAGUGGCCCCACCCACUCUGAAAGAGUGCCCUCCCCCCUCUACGGCGACAACAACCCUUACACCAUCAUCAAUGCCAUGGAAGCUACUGAGCCAAUCACAGCCAUCUUCAUGGGCUUCCAGAUGGCGCAGGAUGACAGUGGGCGGGGUCAGGAGUUUGAGGGCUCCCUGAAGGCAGAGCUGGUCAUCAUUGAGGACAACAAAGACAACAUUAUGAAGGAGAAGAAGUGCCACGUCCAGCUUGCGGACAAUAGGUAUCCAACAGGAAGUUCAGCCAAUGGAAAAGUGGGAUGUGUGGAGGGAGUUGGAGACAGAUGGACGGAGAGACGGGUGGGACCAGGUAUCAGAAAGAUCCAGAAAAAACACAAACCCUGCUGUACUGUGUGCUAA
Molecule: messenger RNA, 1749 nt
Organism: Cyclopterus lumpus (lumpfish)
Lineage: Eukaryota; Metazoa; Chordata; Actinopteri; Perciformes; Cyclopteridae
Gene: palmda
Product: palmdelphin a
Exons: 8
Coding region: 1-1749 (582 amino acids)
Biological process (GO): regulation of cell shape
Cellular component (GO): cytoplasm; membrane
Source: RefSeq, a predicted model, not a curated record